UUCUGAAUAAAGCGCUGAAAGAUUUUGCUCGCUAACAUAGGCAACCACAGUGUCUGCGGUCUUUCUCUUUUUCCUGGUGCUUCUCCGUCGGCCAUUAAAAAAAAGAGAAAACGGGAAAACAAUACCGAGCCAGUGUGUGAGUGUGUGCCUGUGUGUGCUGUGGAGUGUUGUUGUGGGCUCGGGAAAACUUUAAGAAGCCCGUGGAAAAUCUGUGGAGCUAGCUGGCUGUUUUUUGGCCUUAGAACAGCUGUGUGUAUAAAAAGGCGCUAAACGAAGAGGAGGCGGAGGAAGCAGGAGACAACAAGUGGAGACGGUGCAGAGGCAGAAGAGGAAGAGCGAUGUCCAGCGAAGAAGACAAACCGCCAGCUCCCCCCGUACGCCUCACCAGCAAUCGAGGUGGCGUUGGCAUCGAUCGAGUACCGCUGUCGGGGGGCGUAGCCGGUGGUGGUGCAGGUGGUGUGGGCGGCAGCGGUGGCGGUAUAGGGGAUGUGCCGCCCGUCGAUAUGCGACCACUGCCCAAAGAACCCGACGAUGCCGACCGCAAAAAGAAGACCCUGAAGAGCAAGAUCAAGGGCUCGAAGCCAUCGCACACAGACUCCAAGCCGAACAUCUCGUAUCCCACGAACUUUGAGCAUACGGUGCAUGUGGGAUUCGAUGCAGUGACCGGCGAAUUUACGGGCAUGCCGGAGGCGUGGGCGCGUCUGCUGAUGAACUCGAACAUCAGCAAGCAGGAGCAGAAGAAGAAUCCCCAGGCUGUGCUCGAUGUGCUCAAGUGGUUCGACAACACAACCAAACAGAGGCCCAGCUCCAAGUACAUGACAAAUGCCAUUACCACGCAUUCUGGAUCCUCGCUAAGCCGCGUCAGCAGCAGCAGCCCCAGCAGCACGCCGACAGACUCUGAGCUGCACGGCUCGAACAGUGGCGGCAACCUGAUCGGCGUGCAGCUGGGCAGCAUGACACUCGGAUGCAAUGCCAACAAUGUGGCCGCAGCCGGACAGAUCCUGGGCAACCACUACCAGCAGCAGCAGCAGCAUCUCCUCCAGCAACAACAGCAGCAACUGCUGCAGCACCAGCACCAGCAUCACAUGGGCAUCAGCCAGUCGCAUUCGUAUAACUUUGGUGGUCACACGGCCUCCUCAUCCACAUCGCAACAUUCAUCCGCCAAUGAGGAUGAAAUGCUGGGAUCACCGCAUCCUCAUCCGCAGCAAUUGCCGCCUCAACAGCCGCCACCGCCGCCGGUGGCCUCCAGGCCCGAACGCACGAAAUCCAUCUACACGCGUCCCAUUGAAGAUCUGCAACCGACGCUGCCACCCGUCAACCAUCAGGCAGUGCCAGCAGCGCCCGCAACCACGCCCACAACGCCCCUGCAGAACCAUCGGGCGCCAGGCGGUAUGGCAGCGCCGGUGGCUUCGCCGUUGCUCCACAACAAUGCCACGACGACGCUGGACAAGAACAAGAACAAUGCAAAAACAACUGCAACUGCGACGCCAGCACCAACACCCCCAACAACCAUAACAACAGAAUCAGCAGAAACAGAAUGCACCGAUGCAACAACAGCAGCCACUACGGCCGCUAUUUUGUCUGCUACUAAUCCUAGUCGUACUACCACUUCUGCUACUUCUACUACUACUACUACUACUACUUCCACUGCAAUUACUCCUGCUCCUGUUCCUGACCCAGCUGCUGCAUCAGCGCAGCUCGCAGUUGAAACAGCAAUAGCAACCUAUGCCGCAGCAGCAGCAGCAGCAACAGUGACUUCAGCCACAACGACUAACCACCAUUCCUCUGCUUCCUCCUUUUCAUCAUUUCCUUCGUUCCACGACGACGAUGUCGCCACGCUGCACCACGCCCUACCGUCGAUCCACUGCCCCACGCCGACGUCUUCCGCCCGCAAUUCAACGAUUCCCGUACCGAUUACGGUCGUUCCCCUACCGCCCAUCAUCACGCCCGCCUCGCCGACUCCCGCCAACGCCGCCGGUCCUUCAGAUCUGUAUACAGCGGACAGCACGACAGCACCAUCUCCUGCGCCGCCGGCUGGCAACCAGAUCGCCGUGCCUCAGGCGGCUGCGGCGAGUGCCGUCACGCCAAACACCCGGGCUGCCAACGCCAAGAAGAAGAAGAUGUCCGAUGAGGAAAUCCUCGAAAAGCUACGAACCAUCGUCUCCGUGGGCGAUCCCAACCGCAAGUACACCAAAAUGGAGAAGAUCGGUCAGGGUGCCUCGGGCACAGUGUACACGGCUAUCGAGUCUUCUACUGGCAUGGAGGUGGCCAUCAAGCAGAUGAACCUCUCGCAGCAGCCCAAAAAGGAGCUGAUCAUCAACGAGAUUCUUGUGAUGCGGGAAAACAAGCAUCCGAAUGUGGUGAACUACCUGGACAGCUACCUGGUGUCCGAGGAGCUGUGGGUGGUUAUGGAGUACCUUCCCGGCGGAUCGCUCACCGAUGUCGUUACCGAGACCUGUAUGGACGAGGGCCAGAUAGCGGCGGUGUGCCGCGAGGUGCUGCAAGCGCUCGAGUUCCUCCACGCCAAUCAGGUAAUCCAUCGCGACAUUAAAAGCGACAACAUCCUGCUGGGCCUCGACGGUUCCGUCAAGCUGACUGACUUUGGUUUCUGUGCCCAAAUCUCGCCGGAGCAAUCGAAACGCACAACGAUGGUGGGCACUCCAUAUUGGAUGGCGCCCGAGGUGGUUACCCGAAAACAAUACGGACCAAAGGUGGACCUGUGGUCGCUGGGAAUCAUGGCCAUCGAGAUGGUCGAGGGUGAGCCGCCGUAUUUGAACGAGAAUCCGCUUAAAGCCUUGUACCUCAUUGCCACCAAUGGCAAGCCAGAGAUUAAAGAAAAAGACAAGCUCUCCGCAGCGUUUCAGGACUUCCUCGACCAGUGCCUGGAGGUGGAAGUGGAGCGGCGAGCGAGUGCGAUGGAUUUGCUAAAGCAUCCCUUCCUAAAGCUGGCACGUCCAUUGGCCAGUUUGACGCCUUUGAUUAUGGCCGCAAAGGAGGCCACUAAGGGCAACUGAUUGACAACCAAGAAGAAACAGCUUAUUUAACCAUUACUAAUGAAUUACUACUGCAGAAAACAACAACAGCAACAAGAAGAACAACCACAAUAGCAACAAUAACAGAUGAAUUAUUCAAGAUUAUGAUUACUAUUAUUAAUUAUUUAUAUAAACGUAUUAUAUACAAACAUAUUAUUAUAUUAUAUCUACUCUAACGAUACAAGCAACCAAACACUGCAUGCAUCAAGCAAGAGAUCCGCGUAGUUCAAUUCACACAGUUCGAUUUAUACCUUCUUCAAAGAUUUAAAAGAAAAAUUAUGAAUUCACCCGACGUUACUUUUGGCCACCAAAUCAACGAAACACGUUUCCAACAUUUGAGAUACAAAAACAUUUUUAAAAACUUGUACUUGUAUAGACCCAAAAAACGAAAAUUGUAUGGAGCAUUUUGAAUGCUUUUUAAAUUGUAAGAUGAACGUUCAUUUGGAGAAGUAAGAAACAAAUUGCUUACAUUAUAGUUUUGAAUAUUUAUAAAUUACAAUUGGUAACUUUUGCAUUUAUAACAACAUGAUAAUACACAUACAUACCUAUUUUUACAAUGUAUAAAGCACAUUAAAUUCGUUUAUUUCGUAAAAUUUCUAUAAGAAAGCCUAAAAUGUAUGAGUAUGAGAAUGAGACAGAGGAGGAACGAUUUGAAACGCUGUUACUAAUCUAAUGACUUGGAGUAUUAUUGCUGAUUUUAGUAAAAGUUUCAUUUAGUUCUUAUAUCGCUUUAUGUAAUAAAAAUAUAUAUAUUUUUAUAUGA
Drosophila ananassae is the source of this 3795-nucleotide messenger RNA. It is a transcript of the gene Pak, whose product is annotated as serine/threonine-protein kinase Pak. Gene Ontology annotation, biological process: intracellular signal transduction; regulation of MAPK cascade; protein phosphorylation. Lineage: Eukaryota; Metazoa; Arthropoda; Insecta; Diptera; Drosophilidae. The transcript is spliced from 9 exons. Gene Ontology annotation, cellular component: cytoplasm. Gene Ontology annotation, molecular function: ATP binding; protein serine/threonine kinase activity. Bases 339 to 3014 code for a protein of 891 amino acids. The record is from RefSeq and is a predicted model, not a curated record.